Messenger RNA from Linum trigynum, 243 nucleotides. The record is from the annotation of a GenBank genome assembly. Lineage: Eukaryota; Viridiplantae; Streptophyta; Magnoliopsida; Malpighiales; Linaceae.
AUGGUCGACAUCGGGAGGGAGACUAGCUCGGAUCUGGAACAACACACAUCGAAGCCGUUGGAGAAGAAUCGGCCCUGGGAUGAGGUGAAGAGGAUCGAGCCCCUAGUGGCUUGGGAUUUGGCUUGGCGGAGGGAUGAGAGGACAGUGGUGAUUAUGACCGAGCUGAGAUGGUGGUCGCCGUUGUUGCCGGACCGAACGAUGACGGACUCGUGGUGCCGCCGCUGCAAUUGUUGGGAAGAAUAG